This is a messenger RNA of Entelurus aequoreus (snake pipefish), 2512 nucleotides long. RefSeq names its product dnaJ homolog subfamily C member 22-like. Gene Ontology annotation, biological process: endocytosis. Lineage: Eukaryota; Metazoa; Chordata; Actinopteri; Syngnathiformes; Syngnathidae. The coding region runs from base 145 to 1158 and encodes 337 amino acids. Gene Ontology annotation, cellular component: early endosome; plasma membrane. The transcript has 4 exons. The record is from RefSeq and is a predicted model, not a curated record.
UUCUUGCAACAACAUGCAGCAACUUCAAUUGUAGAAAGGACAGAAAAGGACUGCUCAGCUAAAGGACUUACAUAUUUUGGCAAGGUACUCACUGAGUAUGUUUACUUCUCACCUGUACAAAGGCUGAUCCGCAGUGGUCACACCAUGGUAAAACGUGUCAUAGUAGCCUAUGCCCUGUGGGCAGGAGGUGGGCUUUUUGGCCUUCACCAUUUUUAUCUAGGAAGAGACAGCCAUGCCCUGUUAUGGAUGCUAACACUGGGAGGGUUUGGCAUUGGUUGGUUCCGAGAGAUUACACGUAUUCCUGUGUAUGUUGGUGAAGCCAAUCAACACACAGAGGAGGAGAGGAGAAGACCUUCAACAAUGGUGCCUCCACCAGUAAACCUUGUUAGAUUUGCUGGCCAGAUGUGCGUUGGAAUCUAUUUCGGUACUGUGGCACUGAUCGGACUGAGCUCCCUCAGUUUCUUCCACUUGAUGGUCCUGCCUUUAUGUGUGGGUGCCGGCGUGCAUCUAGUGUCCACCGUUGGCCAACAGACAUCUGAUCUCUCAAAAACACUCACCGCUAGUCUGAUAACGUCCCCAAUAUUCUAUGGCAGCACUUUAUCCCCACUUCCUAUUAGCCUGGCAGCCAGUAUCACAGCUGCACAAAAUCGCAGGUACAAGCAACCCCAGGCACGAACACAGGAACUUGGUCCAAGGCUUUAUAGGCUGGGUCUUGCUUGGCUGGCCUUCUCUACUCCAUUAGCGUAUUGUGUUUUCCAUAAUACCACGGCCACGUUGUACUAUCUGUCGGACUGUGUGGCAGCAUUACUGGAUAUUUUCUGGUUUCUUCCUUGGCUCAGAAGUGUGGUGGAGUACAUUUUCCUAAUGCCGUAUCGUAUUCUGUGCGUCUUCACUGGAGGUGGGUACUAUGAAGAGGCCUUGAAAAAGAUGCUGGAAAUAUUGGUUGAAGACUACACUCAGCGUGAGAAAGAGGCCCUGAAAUUGUUGUCCUUGGGAUCAGAAGCCUCUCUUGAAGAGAUAACCCGUGGCUACAGGGAGCUGGCUAAGGUGUGGCACCCGGACCACAACCCCAGUAAGGACGCUGAGGCAACGUUUGUAAAGCUCCACGAAGCAUACAAGGUUCUUCUAAGGCGCCACAGGCCGGGUCGCUUCAAAUAGUCACACUUCUACCUCCCUGACUGGCCCAUAAAGUUGGCUCAGGGUCUUUGUGAAUAUAGAAAAAAAGAUAUGUACAGUAUGUACAUAAUAAAUAUUGUCACCUGACAUCUUUGUACUUGUCAGACAACAUUGCUGCUGUUAUAGUGGGGCUCUCUUUGGGAGAAAAACAGCUAUUUGCUGACCCCUAGUGGCGUUUUGGUCGCAUCCCCCUUGAACUAAUGUAUCCCAAUGCACAGUACACCAUGAUCUAUGCGUGCUUGUUUGCUAUAGAACAGGGGUGUCCAAACUUUUUCCACUGAGGGCCGCACACGGAAAAAUUUAAGCAUGCGGGGGCCAUUUUGAUAUUUUUCAUUUUCAAACCAUAACAAAAUAUAUGGAUUUUUUUUUUUAACCUUUAGGGCUCCCGGGGACCAUAAAGGGUCUCAGUCAUUAAAACGUAAAAAAUAAGACAAAUUAUUAUUAUUAUUUUUUAUUUAACGCUUACAGUAAAUCUCUAUAUCAACUUCAGGUUGAUUUUCUGUCAGAGACAACUUUGUUUUUUAUAGCAAAACUGGAAAUAUGCAGUGUUUAGUAAUUAGAGCUCUAAAAGAUCAAUAAUGCAGGUCACCAUUGAUUUUAAUUAUUUAAUAUUUUUGAGUAAUCACAGUGAAAAUAUUAAUAAAAUCCCACUAAAUAUAUUUGGGAUGCAAAAGGUCCCCCACUCAUAAAGUGAUACAUUUGUAUUAGUGUUUUUUAAAACUUUCAACACUUAAGUUACGAGAUCAACUUAAGAUAUAUCUGUCGAUUUUACGUAUUAACUAUUAUUUUGUUUGUUUUUAUGCUCUUUUGUCAAAAAACAACUUUGAUGUUUUUAUAUGGCAACCACACAAUAUAUGCAAUAUUUUUUACACAUAAAACAUUUUAAAGUGACAUUUUUUAAGUAAUUGGAGCCUUAAAUAGGUCAAUAAUUCAUUAUAACAUAGAUUUUUUGUCUAAUUUUUUUUGGAGCAAUGGCAAAAAAAAGAAAAAGAAAGAAAGACAAAAGAAAAAAAACAGCUUGCAUGGCAGCUUUGUGUCAACAUUGCAACUUUUUCUCGUUAGAUUUCACCUCAUUCCACUUGUUUAAAUGUUUUUUUAAAUUAUUGCAAUACUAUCAAUUUUGCCAUUUUUGCAGAAUGUGUGGUGGGCCGGUAAACAAUUAGCUGCGGGCCGCAAAUGGCCCCCGGGCCGCACUUUGGACAUCCCUGCUAUAGAAUGUUACAUUUGCCAAGUUUUGUAUUUUUCAUUUUCAAAACGUUCAAAUGGAUGUUAAAUUGAUCAUGGAAUACAACAGGUGUAAUAAAAACGAUGUAACCCAACCUAAGCAAUAAAAUAA